AACACACACGCAUACAAACUCAGACAUACACACUGAAGUCCCUCCACACUUGAACUGAGUCAUAGUCAAGAAGUGCGAUCGUCCAGCUAGCCCAAAAAGACUGAAGGCCACCCUCCACUGCAGACCGAGUGGGAAUAUUUGGGAAUAUCUGGGAUUGGCUGGAAACUCAAGGCAGACUGAACUGGACUCAUGGCCCUGCUGAAGUCUGGCUGGCUCUGGCGUCAGUCCUCCGUCCUGAAGCGCUGGAAGCUGAACUGGUGUGAUCUGUGGAUAGACGGCAGUCUGGUGUUCUACAAGACCGAUUCCAGGAAGGACUAUGAGAUGAGAGUGAGUCUGAAGAGCACAUGUGUGAAUGUGAAGUAUGGCCUGGAAUGUGCAGGCGUGUCUCCGCCGGAGAGCCACCCCAGGGAGAACCUGCUGGUGGUGUAUCUGAAGGACGGCUCCACCGUGCUACUGUGCGCCAACAGUGAGGACGAGGCCCUGGCUUGGAAGCUCACCAUCAUGGAGGCGCGACGGAAUCCUGUCUUCAUUUAUGAUCCCUACGAUGACACCUACCAGUCUGUUCCUGUUGACGGUCACAAUGCGGUGUACAUCACACCAGGAGGCAGCAGUGGAGGUACCCACCAUGUAUGGGUGCACAGGGAACGGUAUGACGAUGGAAUUGGUGAGCAGAUAGCACUUGGGCUGCUGGCCGGCAUGGCUGCGGGGGCCGCGCUGCGCUCUUUCCUAUGGAUGCCUUUCUGGUUCUGCUGACAAACUCACCAGCAUCAAGAUGGCCACUGGAAUCUUCAGCUACAGCCAGAUGCUGAGAGGCUGCGCUAGAGAGAGCCGUGGCUCCACCAACCUACUUCUGUAGGCCUCAGUCGUCCUAUAACGCUAUUACUGUGCAUACUAACAAAAUAAACACACUAGGGUCAGUUAAAGGGUUUAGGAGAAUGGUAGGUUGGUAGAUGGACUAAACUACAAUGAGUUCAAGAUUGCAGCCAUCACUUGGAGAAGAUCAAAACAUUCUUUUAUGUUGUGUUAUAUAUUUCGUUGGCUAUGCAUAAUAAAAAUACCUCAGAUCUCA
Molecule: messenger RNA, 1069 nt
Organism: Pygocentrus nattereri (red-bellied piranha)
Lineage: Eukaryota; Metazoa; Chordata; Actinopteri; Characiformes; Serrasalmidae
Gene: plekhb1
Product: pleckstrin homology domain containing B1
Exons: 6
Coding region: 190-753 (187 amino acids)
Biological process (GO): regulation of cell differentiation
Cellular component (GO): membrane
Source: RefSeq, a predicted model, not a curated record